AUGGACGGUAUGAAAGGAGCCGAACUUUGUCCCAUUGCGGGGGUCCCUGGUCUUUACAUAUCAGACCGCUUUGGAGCUCGUUCACGAGCUCUACUCGAAUCUCACAACAUCAAAUAUGUGCUGUCCGCCACUUGCGAACACGACCUGCCAGCUUGGGACGAAGCAACCAGAGCAAUGAUAUCCAUAAAGCACCUUGACAUCGACGAUCAUCCCUUGCAAGAUAUUAUUCACUAUCUCAAGGAGGCUUGUGACUGGGUUCAUGCUGCUUUGCAAGAAGGAUCCACUCAGGCAGAUUUGCAGAGGCCGGUUGGCGUGCUGGUUCAUUGUAUCCAGGGCAUUUCACGAUCUGGGGCGAUUAUUGUCGCAUAUUUAAUGAGAUACCGUGCUCUAUCCUACUUCGAUGCGCUUGCCAUGGCUCGAGAAUCUAGACCGAUCAUCAAGCCCAACCAGGGCUUUGCAUUGCAGCUCCGCAUAUGGCAGCUGUGUAAUUACGAUAUCUAUGUGGCGGAAUCCGUUGACUCUGGCCCGCCGGCAUUUCGGCCCGAGUAUGGGUUUUGGAGAUCACAGUGUAUUAUGGCACAUCAAGGCAGCGAAGCCGGCACCCGCGAAGUCAUUCGCAAGCGAAACCGGCACAUUGAGGCUGAAUUAUUGAAAUGGGAAGAGCUGGAACAAAAAGUAUUACGCUAA
Uncinocarpus reesii 1704 is the source of this 687-nucleotide messenger RNA. RefSeq lists its product as uncharacterized. The coding region runs from base 1 to 687 and encodes 228 amino acids. Gene Ontology annotation, biological process: protein dephosphorylation. The record is from RefSeq and is a predicted model, not a curated record. The transcript is spliced from 3 exons. Gene Ontology annotation, cellular component: cytoplasm. Gene Ontology annotation, molecular function: protein tyrosine/serine/threonine phosphatase activity. NCBI's taxonomy places the organism in Eukaryota, Fungi, Ascomycota, Eurotiomycetes, Onygenales, Onygenaceae.